GCACGUGGCGGAUGUGAGAGAACUGUCCUUCUUUCCGAACACGUGACAUGUAACCAAUGACGAAAGGUUUUUUUUCCGGGUAAACCGCGGGACACCACCGGACGGUGCACACGCGCGACCAUUCCACCUCGUGUCACACAGGAUGAACGUGGGCCUCCUCGGGAUGCAGCAGCCGUAUCAGGCCGUGGCUGUCACCUUACAGCAACAACAGCAGCAGCAGCACGGUUCUCCCGUCAUCGCGCCAGCAAGCGGCUCGAAUGGCAGUGCUUGUAACGCUGGUGGUGUCGACCGCCGGGACCACAUCAAACGGCCCAUGAACGCGUUCAUGGUGUGGUCGCGCGCGCAGCGUCGCAAGAUUGCAGCGGAACACCCCAAGAUGCACAACUCGGAGAUAUCCAAGCGGCUGGGAGCCGAGUGGAAGCAGCUGAACGAGGACGACAAGCGGCCGUUCAUCGACGAGGCCAAGCGGCUGCGCGAGCAGCACAUGCGGGACCACCCGGACUACAAGUACCGGCCUCGACGCAAGGCCAAGGCUCCGACCUCCAAGAAGCUGGACCAGCCUUACCCCAUGGCGCCAGCCGGUUACAUCGCGGACCCGUGCCGGGCCUACCUGCACCACCAGCAGCAGCACGGGCUGGCCCAGUUUCACGCGUCCAACGCGGCUGCGGUGGCAGCCGCCGGGCCGCAGAUCUACACGAGGGACGCGGCGCCUCAGCAGCCGCAGAUCUCGCCGCACUCGACUUCGAGCAGCCCGGCGCUGUCCGGCACCUUCUCGCCGUACCCUCCGGACGUGAAGCCGUUCGCGGCGGGACCCUACAAGUCGCCCGGCGCUCCCGUGGACAUCGGACCGGGAUCCCUGUACGCCGACAUGUACGGACCGGUGCACCAAAACUCGGCACUCGCCUCUGCUGCCGUGCAAGUCGGAUAUUCACAGGCGGCUGCCGCUGCCGCCGCCGCCGCCUACAUGUAUGGCUGCACACCUCCUGGCUACGCUUCGGCCCAAGACCAGCGUCGCGGCAUGUCCCUCGGCAUGCCCCGGUACUAGGCUUCCUGACUACGUGCCCGAUAACGGGGACAAUCUCUUCUUACCUUUGUGCCUUCGGUGAAGGGCGCCGGCUUGUCUCAUGCCUUGGAUGCCUGCAGCCUACCCGCACCGCCUUGUUAACGCCACCUGUUUUCCGCUCCGCAGGCCACUACGCAACGUGGAGAUGUUUGUGAAAGGGUGCACACAGAUUUAGCGGACGUUUUAGCGGAUGUUUUUAGCGCGAAAGCGUCGAGGAGCCCGUGUCGCAGGAAAUCCGGCGUCCCGGGUCGGACGUUUACGGCAGAUUUUCGAGCUACGCAUACCCAGGCCGUCCAUGUGACGGCCUGGGUAUGCGUGGCUAUGCGACGCAAACCAUAAAGUGACCUAACUGAAUUUCUCAAGCUAAAAUACGUGGGAAAACCGAGGCCCCUCGCAAGAGGCCGCGUUUCUACCAUAAAGCCCGCCUUCGGUUACAUUGCGGUCACAUACGCUCCAGUUGCCGGGACGCGUGACAAACAGUCGGGGAUCUUUGAAUGCUAUCGCGUUUCACUCUUAAA
Messenger RNA from Dermacentor albipictus, 1581 nucleotides. RefSeq names its product transcription factor sox-3-like. NCBI's taxonomy places the organism in Eukaryota, Metazoa, Arthropoda, Arachnida, Ixodida, Ixodidae. Gene Ontology annotation, biological process: cell differentiation; anatomical structure morphogenesis; regulation of DNA-templated transcription. The record is from RefSeq and is a predicted model, not a curated record. Gene Ontology annotation, molecular function: DNA-binding transcription factor activity, RNA polymerase II-specific; RNA polymerase II cis-regulatory region sequence-specific DNA binding.